Myzus persicae (green peach aphid) is the source of this 1277-nucleotide messenger RNA. RefSeq lists its product as uncharacterized. Gene Ontology annotation, molecular function: nucleic acid binding. The transcript is spliced from 3 exons. Lineage: Eukaryota; Metazoa; Arthropoda; Insecta; Hemiptera; Aphididae. The coding region runs from base 279 to 1277 and encodes 332 amino acids. The record is from RefSeq and is a predicted model, not a curated record.
CAUGCAGUACGAUAGCGGCCCAUCAGAUGAACGUAUUUUAAUAUUUUUUACUAAAGAAAAUCUAGAAUUAAUGGGAAAAUGUAAUAAUUGGUUCGCUGAUGGUACAUUUAAGUGCACUCCGACACUUUUUACUCAAAUUCACACAAUACAUGUAUUGUCAACCAAUUCGUUGAUACCUACUGUUUAUGCUUUAUUACCAAACAAAUCACAAAAAACAUAUGUACACCUCCUUAAUCAAUUAAAAAAAAAUUAAAUCAACUUUAUCACCAAUAUUAAUUAUGUCAGAUUUUGAAAUGGCAUCAAUUAAUGCAUUUAAAGAAGUAUUUCCAAAUUUAAAACAAAAAGGAUGCCAUUUCCAUUUUUCCCAAUGUAUUUGGCGUAAAAUACAACAAAUUCAAUAUAUGGCCCAAAAAUAUAUAUCAGAUUCGACAUUUGCAUUACAGAUAUGGCUCUUAUUAGCAUUAGCAUAUGUACCAGAAAAUCAUGUGAUAGAUGCGUUUGAAGAAUUAAUAGAUUCACAAUACUACACAGAUAACGAAAACUUUUUACAACCACUUAUUGACUACUUUGAAGACACCUGGGUAGGCCGCCCAAUAGGUCGAAGAAAAGGUCGUAGAUUACCAAAGUAUUCAAUUUCAAUAAGUUUAUGGAAUUGUUACGAAUCCGCAAGUACUUUAUUGCCAAGGACUAACAAUGCAGUAGAGGGUUGGCAUAGAGGUUUCAGUUCAUUACUUGGUGCAUAUCAUCCAACAUUAUGGAUAUUUAUCGAUGUGUUGAAAGAUCAACAACAUUUAGAGGACAUAAAACAGGAACAGUUCAUUGCUGGUGCCAAAAAACAUAAAAAAAAAAAAAAAAUACAAAGAUUGUUCAGAAAACAUACGGCUACGGCGUUGUUGAGCUCAGAUUGGCCACACUGUGCCCUGGGCCCAUACUUCGGCCGGCACGACCGCAACGGCUGCACCACCGACCAGUAUUUUUGGAUGAAACGGUACGUUAAACAACAUAUUCAAAUGUGUCUGGAUUGUUUGACACAUAAACGGCCGGCUGAUAAGAAACCAGGAUUGCUACACCCGAUACCGUUUGAGAUCGUACAUGUUGAUCAUUUAGGACCUUUUGAGACUAGUACCGCGGGUAACAGAUACUUACUGGUACUGGUCGACAAUUUGACGAAGUAUGUUCAGCUAUACCCGUGCCGAUUCACGGAUACCGGAGGUGUGGUGAAGCGGCUGAUAAUGUUUUGUGAUGAACAAGGGAUCCCCAAGCCGAAUAGUGAGUGA